Raphanus sativus (radish) is the source of this 714-nucleotide messenger RNA. RefSeq lists its product as uncharacterized. The transcript has a single exon. Bases 1 to 714 code for a protein of 237 amino acids. NCBI's taxonomy places the organism in Eukaryota, Viridiplantae, Streptophyta, Magnoliopsida, Brassicales, Brassicaceae. The record is from RefSeq and is a predicted model, not a curated record.
AUGAAUGCUGAAAAAGGAGAAGAGGUCGCACCAAGAUGCCGUCUCUCUGAUCCUGCUCAUCCUCACACCCUUUGCCGCCGAGACAAUCCUCGUCCUUCCUUAUGCUUUAGAUGCGGCCCUGUAAAUGAGAAUGAUGAGGACUAUGAUUGGAAUAACAUUCAUUACUACUGUGAGAUCUGCAAGCUCGUGUUCCACGAAGACUGUUACAUGUUCCCACAAGGUACGAGACAUCCAUAUCACCCCCACCACCCUAUCUACAUGACCAUUCGCUUUUCGGAAACCAGAAUGGAAUCAUUCAAAUACGGCGCGACCGAAAUGGCCAUUUUCUUAACGGCUCUUGAGACCACGUCCACGCCCAUGCUUGACGAGAAUGCUGUUUUCGAAACCAACAACGCAUGCCAUUGGUGCGGAAAAGUGCUUGGUUUGAUGUUUUUUCGUUGUCUUGAUUGUGAUUUUAGUCUAGGUGCUGAGUGCAUGAGGGAGGAUCCUCCCGUUACGAUUUUAAAUUCAGGGAGCCAUGAACAUCCUCUCACUUUAUUUCCUAGACCACUCACAGAACCUUGUAGUAGUGUUUGUGUGUUCGGUGGAAACAUGGAGGUAGGUUAUGCUUGUGAUCCAUGUAACUACUUAGUCCAUCAAAAAUGCAUCCAGCCACCACAAGUCAUACAUCAAGACCAUCUCGCUGAUACUUCAUCUCUUCCACCACCUACGUGA